GGGAUUGAAAGCUUCGGCACAAAAUUCGCUUGUUUAGAAGAUGGUAUAAAAGUGAAAAUUAUCGAAAUUAAAAGCAACGGGUCCAAAUAACUAAUCUCGAAUGGAGUUUUCUUUCUCCUAUAGGUUAGACAGCUCCUUCUCGUUUUAGUAAGUAGGUCAUUGUUUGGCCACCCAUUUUCAAAUCCCGUGAUGUCAAAGGGAGUUGGCUUUCCGGUUAUCAAAAUAGCUAUUUACUUAGCUAGAAAACAUAGCUGGUUAUGUAGCUACAUGUUUCAUAUUUUAGUCGAAGCACUGAGCAUUCUAUAAAGCGAACAAGAGCACCAAAUUCGAAAGAUGGCAGACACCGCAAACAGGCUGCGUAAACAGCUGGAAUCGGCUAAUUUCGACCCCCAGAAUUAUGUCAAACAGCUUUCACAACAAUCUGAUGGCGACAGAGAUUUGCAGGAACACCGUCAAAAAAUUCAGACCCUGGCUGAUGAGACUGCGCAAAACUUGAAGAAAAAUGUUUAUAAAAACUACAGGCAGUUUAUCGAAACUGCAAAAGAAAUCUCAUAUUUGGAGAGCGAAAUGUACCAGCUGAGCCAUAUUUUAACGGAACAGAAAAGUAUUAUGGAGAGCAUAACCCAGUCUCUGCUCUCAACUGAUAAAGAUGAAACUGCAAAGGAAAUGCUUGCUGCCUUCCCGAAAGAAACAGAAGAAGUGAAGCAGAGAACGCUUACAACUUUGCUGGAAAAAGUGGAGGGCUGUAAAAACAUUAUGGAGACCCCUGGCAGGUAUUUAGUGUACAAUGGUGACUUGUUGGAGUAUGAUGUUGAUAAUAUGUCGCAGAUCCAAAAAGUGCACGCUUUCCUGAUGAAUGACUGUCUGCUUAUUGCCACCUGGCUACCAAACCGCCGUGGUGCUGUGAAGUAUAAGUACAAUGCUCUAUAUGACCUGGAGAGCUUUGCCAUUGUCAAUGUAAAGGACAACCCUCCAAUGAAAGACAUGUUUAAAAUACUCAUGUUUCCAGAUAGUCGCAUUUUCCAGGCAGAGAAUAGCAAGAUCAAGAAGGAGUGGCUGGAGAUCCUUGAUGAAACCAAGAAAAACAAAGUGGUGAAGGAAAGACACAAGAAAGAGGAGGAGGUGCCAAACUCGCCGGUGCGGCCGGAGGUCUCCAACAACCCCUUUGACGUGGAGGACGAGCCCCUGAGCUCAGAGGAAGUAGUGGACCUGAGCUUGGAGUGGAUACAGGAGCUCCCCGAAGACCUUGAUGUGUGCAUCGCUCAGCGGGACUUUGAAGGUGCCGUGGACCUCUUGGACAAGCUGAACGAGUACCUGAAGGACCAGCCCGUGAGCCCGCGCGUGAAGGAGCUGAGGGGCAAAGUGGACGAGCGUGUGCGGCAGCUGACGGAGGUGCUGGUGUUCGAGCUCUCCCCCGACCGCUCGCUGCGCGGGGGGCCCAAAGCUACUCGCAGGGCCGUCUCGCAGCUGAUCCGUCUGGGCCAGUCCACCAAGGCCUGUGAGCUCUUCCUGAAGAACCGGGCGGCCGCGGUGCAGACGGCCAUCCGGCAGCUGCGCAUCGAGGGGGCCACUCUGCUCUACAUCCACAAGCUCUGCAACAUCUUCUUCACCAGCCUGCUGGAAACCGCCAAGGAGUUCGAGAUGGACUUCGCCGGCAACACCGGCUGCUACUCGGCGUUUGUGGUCUGGUCGCGUGCGGCCAUGAAGAUGUUCGUGGACGCCUUCAGCAAGCAGGUGUUCGACAGCAAGGAGAGCCUCUCCACCGCCGCCGAGUGCGUCAAAGUGGCGAAGGAGCACUGCAAGCAGCUGAGCGAGAUUGGCCUGGACCUCACCUUCACUCUGCAGUCCCUGCUGGUCAAGGAUGUCAAGGCGGCCCUUCAGAGCUACAAGGAGAUCAUCAUCGAGGCCACCAAGCAUCGCAACUCGGAGGAGAUGUGGCGCAAGAUGAACCUGAUGACCCCCGAGGCGCUGGCCAAGCUGAAGGAGGAGAUGCGAAGCUGCGGGAUGGGCAACUUUGAGCAGUACACGGGCGACGACUGCUGGGUCAACCUCAGCUACACUGUGGUGGCCUUCACCAAGCAGAUGAUGGCGUUCCUGGAGGAGGGCCUGAAGCUGUACUUCCCCGAGCUGCACAUGGUGCUGCUGGAGAGCCUGCGGGAGAUCAUCCUGGUGGCGGUGCAGCACGUCGACUACAGCCUGCGCUGCGAGCAGGAGGCCGAGAAGAAGGCCUUCAUCCUUCAGAACGCCUCCUUCCUGCACGAGACCGUUCUCCCCGUGGUGGAGAAGAGGUUCGAGGAAGGGGUGGGGAAACCCGCCAAGCAGCUGCAGGACCUGAGGAAGAGCUCUCGGCCCAUGCGAGUCAAUCCGGACAGCACCAUGUCCGUGGUGUAAAGGGAAGGGAUGCGGCAUUUUCAUUGUGUUGUUGGAAGUGUGCAAGAAAUCUGAUUUUGUUUGGGAAAAAAAAUUUGAGUGCAAAUUUUCCUUUUUUUUUACCCGUUUGUGCCGUAGUUUUUACUGUUUUCAGCUCUUUGUUGCUAAAAUCAGCAUUAAAAAUGUGUGUCAGGUCAACUUGUUUGUGUUUUUCUUUUCCCUCCCUGGAGUUUUUGAAAUGCAAUUAUCAAGAAUGCUCAGAAUGUAGGCCUAACAGCUGGACAGAAUCAAGACUGAAAGUAAACUAGUGUAUGCAAUAAGAUCCAAAAGAAUUGCACUGAAUUUAUGCCAAGGUCUCCUUUUCCCUUGGAAAUUGUUCUUUGGGGAGUAAACUGUAUUUUAAUCAUGUUGGCUGAAUAUUAGAGCAAGCUAUUAUAGGAGACCAUUUUGGUAAGUCUGCCAUAAGUAAACUUUGUUCUGCAUAAUAAAAAAAAACAAAUGAUGCUACUACCCUUUGAUAUUAUAAUACUGAGAGUGCUUUCUGACUAUAUCAAAGAUUUGAUAAGGGUUCAGAAAUACUGGCCAAAGUUGUUGAGACUUGACUAAUUGAUUGUGCCAAGUAUUUGAUUGUGUACACAUUUACAAUGAAGCAUAGUCACACAUGUAUAGAAUGUCCUACAUUAAUAAUUUUAAAUAAGUUUAGACUUGGCUGAACCAUAUGUUCACAUUGUAGCCAAGGAGGAUUGUCAAUGUAAAUAAAUAAUAAAUGAAUUAAAUCAUG
This is a messenger RNA of Anguilla anguilla (European eel), 3151 nucleotides long. It is a transcript of the gene exoc8, whose product is annotated as exocyst complex component 8. Gene Ontology annotation, biological process: Golgi to plasma membrane transport; exocytosis; intracellular protein localization. Bases 334 to 2391 code for a protein of 685 amino acids. The record is from RefSeq and is a predicted model, not a curated record. Gene Ontology annotation, cellular component: exocyst. The transcript has 2 exons. Lineage: Eukaryota; Metazoa; Chordata; Actinopteri; Anguilliformes; Anguillidae.